AUGGAGACCGUUGGCAGCAGGAAGCUCUCCUCGGAAGGAAGCGAAGGCGACUACCACGAUGACGACGGCCUCAUUAAUGAAGGCGAGAAAGGAGAGGCGUGGUAUCGAGGCGACGAGAUAGCUUCACUUCGUCUUUCUCGACCGCGCGACAUACUUAUGCUAUGGGCGAUUCUCUUCUCGGUUCUGGUCAUGAGCAUUUCACAAGCAUGGUGGCUCGCGAGUGAUGCCAUAUAUUCGAACACAUCUCCUCAAACCUCUACUUGGCACGAGUCUUUCCAUGUGCUCAACCGAUCGGUGUAUCCCAAGGAGCAGUACGCAUUCACGGGAGCAGGCGCCGAGGUGACCGAACAUAUGUUCAACUCCUUUGAUCCCAAUAGGGGACUAGUUGCACUCCCGAAAGGCCCGAACAUACUGCCUUCGAAGGAGUUCCCUGGGACACGACAAGGGAGGUUUUCAUUCUAUCAAAAGAGCACCGAGCUGAUGCGCAGAAACAUGUUCUUGCAACGCAGUCAGCGCUAUGGUCUUCUCGAAGCCUCUCGACGUCCGUUGCCACGAAAGUCAUGGCAGCAGUCCAACGUGCUUGUAUAUCUUAUCCUUUUCUUCGGCGUUGUGAACGUCGUUGAAGCACUCCUGAUCUGGCUCGGCAGUGCCUGGUCAAAGCAAGCAAUAGGUUCGCAGGCUCAAAAGUCCAAUGUGUUGAUCGAGCUGACAAUAGCAGACAGCAGUGUUUUAGAACCAGUGUAUCGCGAAUCGAUCAACACUGUUCGAAGACCCCUAUACCCCGAGCGACUUUACGAUGCCUCUCUCACUGCUCGAGCUGUGGACGAGAUAGUGGACAGAUACGCGACAGACCAAAAGAUUAUAGCGCUGCCACGCGGUGAGAAGCUAUUACGAUCGAUACCAUUUCCCUGGGAUUCGACCAUGGAUGCGUUCGCCUUAGCCGGGUAUCAUAGCUUGCAUAGUAUCCAACUUCUUUAUCAUGCAAUGCUUCUAUAUGCCGGCGACAACAGAACCAUUAGUGACGCUUCGCUACACUCCCUGAUCGUUCUCUGGGAGGAUACUCUCUGCAACGUUGAUUUGACACCUCUAUCUUUCGCCGGAGACGUCGUAUCGAACGAGACUGCGAUUAAAGCAGCUGGGCAGAUGCGGGUACGUAGCACUCUAUCGUUCGUAUCAAAGAGCAGCUUGCUAAUCCAACGACAUGUAUGCCAAGACUGGACUCGAGUUGAGAGGUUUGCCACAGAGAACAACGCAUGUUUCAGAGGAUCUACUGCCUACCAAGGCCAUAUCGAUGAAUGGUCUGACAAAGACGACUGGUUGUAUUGUCCACAGGGUUCACCUUACCAAGGCAGAGUGAAUGAGUAUAUUGCGUAUGGUAAAUGA
Molecule: messenger RNA, 1383 nt
Organism: Alternaria atra
Lineage: Eukaryota; Fungi; Ascomycota; Dothideomycetes; Pleosporales; Pleosporaceae
Exons: 5
Coding region: 1-1383 (460 amino acids)
Biological process (GO): mycotoxin biosynthetic process
Source: RefSeq, a predicted model, not a curated record